Molecule: messenger RNA, 1557 nt
Organism: Arabidopsis lyrata subsp. lyrata
Lineage: Eukaryota; Viridiplantae; Streptophyta; Magnoliopsida; Brassicales; Brassicaceae
Product: NAC domain-containing protein 92
Exons: 3
Coding region: 283-1287 (334 amino acids)
Biological process (GO): regulation of DNA-templated transcription
Molecular function (GO): DNA binding
Source: RefSeq, a predicted model, not a curated record
UUAUCUUUUAGUUAAUUACAAACAAAGCUCCUCCAUCUCCUCUAUUUAAAAGCCAUUCUCUUUUUUCCACCCUUUCAAUACUUUAACUGCCCAAAAGAUUCUCUCCCAGCUAGCUUUCUCAUAUCAUUUUCUUUCUUCAUCUUCUUCUUGUGUCUCUUUCCCUCUCUCUAAAUAAGCAUAUCACUCUUACAAAAGAUUUCUGGGUUUCUGAUAUUGUUCUUGUUCUUGAAUCUUUAAUACUUUCAGAACAUAGAAAUUAUUGUUAUAUAUAUAUAUAUAACGAUGGCGGUUGUGGUCGAAGAAGGCGUGGUGUUGAAUCAUGGAGGUGAAGAGCUUGUGGAUUUGCCACCUGGUUUCAGGUUUCAUCCAACAGACGAAGAGAUCAUAACAUAUUACCUUAAGGAGAAGGUUUUAAACAGCCGAUUCACGGCGGUGGCCAUGGGAGAAGCUGAUCUCAACAAGUGUGAGCCUUGGGAUUUGCCAAAGAGGGCAAAGAUGGGGGAGAAAGAGUUUUACUUCUUCUGUCAAAGGGACAGGAAGUAUCCGACCGGGAUGAGGACGAACCGUGCAACCGAGUCCGGAUAUUGGAAAGCGACCGGGAAGGAUAAGGAGAUCUUCAAAGGCAAAGGUUGUCUCGUUGGGAUGAAGAAAACACUUGUGUUUUAUAGAGGAAGAGCUCCAAAAGGUGAAAAGACUAAUUGGGUCAUGCAUGAAUAUCGUCUUGAAGGCAAAUAUUCGUAUCACAAUCUGCCCAAAUCUGCAAGGGACGAAUGGGUCGUAUGUAGGGUUUUUCACAAGAACAAUCCUUCUAUUACAACCCAACCAUUGACGAGAAUACCCAUUGAAGAUCUCACGAGGAUGGAUUCUCUAGAGAACAUUGAUCAUCUCCUAGACUUCUCAUCUCUUCCUCCCCUCAUAGAUCCAAGUUUCAUGGGUCAAACCGAACAACCAAACUUCAAACCCAUCAACCCUCCGACUUACAAUAUCUCAUCACCAAUCCAACCCCAUCAUUUCAAUACUUACCAAUCAAUCUUUAACCACCAGGGUUUUGGUUCUGCUUCGGGUUCUACAUACAACAACAACGAGAUGAUCAAGAUGGAGCAAUCACUUGUUAGUGUAUCUCAAGAAACAUGCCUAAGCUCAGAUGUAAACGCGAACACAACUACAACCACGGAGGUAUCCUCGGGUCCGGUAAUGAAACAAGAGAUGGGGAUGAUGGGAAUGGUGAAUGGUAGCAAGUCGUAUGAAGAUCUAUGUGACUUGAGGGGGGUCUUAUGGGACUUCUAAUUAAUUAUUUGACUGUGGUGAAAGAGUAUAUUUGUUGGGAUUUAAAUCAUGUAGUUAAAUACAUAUACAUAUAUAGGAUUUACUAGAGUGUUAAUCCUAGUUAUUUCACUUCAUUGAUAUUAUUUAAUUAGUUGAUUGUUUAAUUAGUUUAUACUAUAUAGUGUGGUUCAAAAAGAAAAAGGAUUGUGAUAAUAUGGGAUUUUAGUGCGUAAGUUAUAUCUCAAUGUAAACUGUAUUUGUAUACAUAUAAUUAGUCUUCAUAAGGUUUCU